AUGGCCGGCCUCGACGCGUUCUUCCGGCCCGUGCCGCUCUUCGGCGCCGCCGCGCUCCUCCGUGUGGCGAUGCUAUACUACGGCCUGUGGCAGGACGCCAACUCCGCCGUCAAGUACACCGAUAUUGACUAUCUGGUCUUCACCGAUGCCGCUCGCUUCACUGCUCAAGGGCGCUCACCCUACGAUCGCGAAACUUACCGCUACACGCCACUUUUGGCCUGGAUGCUUGUGCCUACGGCGUGGCAAGGAUGGUUCUCAUUCGGCAAGGUCGUUUUCGCGGUCGCUGACUUGCUGGCCGGGUUCUUGAUCGUGCGCAUUCUCGAGAGACGUGGCGUGGAGAUGGGGAGAGCACUGAAGUUUGCCAGUAUCUGGCUGCUGAACCCCAUGGUCGCAACGAUCAGCACCCGUGGGAGCUCGGAGGGACUCCUGGGUGUGUUGGUCAUGGCGCUGCUUUGGGCUGUGCUCGAAAGACGGAUAACGCUGGCUGGGCUGUUGCUUGGCUUCGGAGUCCACUUCAAGAUCUAUCCAUUCAUCUAUGCGCCAGCAAUUGUGUGGUGGAUGGAUGAGGAGAUGCUCGGCCGAAAGGGGGCAGAUCCCGCCCAGACGCAGACUAUUGGCGAAGCCUUGGUCAAGUUUGUCAAUGCUGAGAGAGUCAAGUUGGCCGCCGUCAGUCUCGCGACCUUCAUGGGACUCAACAUUGCCAUGUAUUCUAUCUAUGGCACGCCAUUCUUGGUGCACACCUACUUCCACCACGUCACCAGGAUCGACCACAGGCACAACUUCAGCCCUUACAACGUGCUAUUGUAUUUGACGUCCGCUUUCCCGUCCACAGCUACCAUCCGCAUUGAAUCUAUCGCCUUUCUCCCACAGAUCCUGCUGUCAACAGUGCUCAUUCCGGUCAUCUUAGCAAAGAGGGACCUUGCAACUUCGAUGAUGGCUCAGACCUUUGCUUUCGUGACCUUCAACAAAGUCUGUACAAGCCAGUAUUUCUUGUGGUACAUGGUCUUCCUGCCCAUUUACCUCCCCGGCUCAACGUUUCUCAAGAACCCGAAGCUCGGGGCGACUGCUUUGGGCCUGUGGAUUGUGUCCCAGGCUGCUUGGUUACAGCAGGGCUUCAAUCUAGAGUUCUUGGGCAUUAGCACCUUCUUCCCAGGCUUAUUCGCGUCAUCCGUAGGAUUCUUUCUCGUUAACUGUUGGAUCCUGGGCAUCAUGGUCAGCGAUGGCGAUUCAACAGCCUUGGUGACAGGCGUCAAAGCCAAGCAAUAA
Molecule: messenger RNA, 1266 nt
Organism: Colletotrichum abscissum
Lineage: Eukaryota; Fungi; Ascomycota; Sordariomycetes; Glomerellales; Glomerellaceae
Product: mannosyltransferase
Exons: 3
Coding region: 1-1266 (421 amino acids)
Biological process (GO): GPI anchor biosynthetic process
Cellular component (GO): membrane; glycosylphosphatidylinositol-mannosyltransferase I complex
Molecular function (GO): alpha-1,4-mannosyltransferase activity; GPI mannosyltransferase activity
Source: RefSeq, a predicted model, not a curated record